This is a messenger RNA of Colletotrichum phormii, 1746 nucleotides long. Its product is annotated as major facilitator superfamily transporter. Bases 1 to 1746 code for a protein of 581 amino acids. The transcript has 2 exons. Gene Ontology annotation, molecular function: transmembrane transporter activity. The record is from RefSeq and is a predicted model, not a curated record. NCBI's taxonomy places the organism in Eukaryota, Fungi, Ascomycota, Sordariomycetes, Glomerellales, Glomerellaceae. Gene Ontology annotation, biological process: transmembrane transport. Gene Ontology annotation, cellular component: membrane.
AUGAACGGCUUACAAGACGAGAGGGACGCCCCUCACGCGACAGUCCCGAUCUGCGAGGAGAAAGACAUCGAGAUCAUCAUCACCCACAACAUUGGUGAUGUGACAGAUACGGAGAAAGAUGUCCAAACAUCAGCGGUCAUGUCUAGUCAGGGAUUCCAGACCGAUUAUGAGUUCAGCAGCGUUAGCAGCGGGCCAGAGAAGCAGGGCAUGUCCAAGGCCCGUAGCAUCGCCCUCGUCACAACCGUCAGCGGUGCAAGCUUCAUAAACACUCUCUCAGUACAAGCCGUGGUCAUCAUCCUCCCCACCAUCGGUCGAGACAUCGGCAUCCCAGAGUCACGUCUCCAAUGGAUCGUCUCAGCUUACUCUCUCACAUUCGGAUGCUUCCUCCUCCUCUGGGGCCGUAUCGCCGACAUAUAUGAUAAGCGCAUCAUCUUCAUCGCUGGCACAGCUUGGCUUGCCGUCAUGACCAUCGCCAACCCCUUCAUCCCCAACGAGAUCGCCUUUAAUGUCUUCCGCGGCUUACAAGGUCUAGGCGCCGCCGCCAACGUACCAACAGCGAUCGGAAUCCUGGGAACAACAUUCCCUCCCGGAAAGGCAAAGACGUAUGCAUUUGUGGCAUAUGGAGCUGGUGUGCCCCUGGGAAGCACCUUCGGCACCAUUCUGUCUGGCUUCAUCGCCGAGUACGCCAACUGGAAGUGGGUAUUCGGCGUCAUGGCUAUUCUCGCAGGUCUAGUUGCUGUCGCGGGUAUCUUUUUUAUCCCUCCUGCUGCGCCAAUGCUGCCCAAGAAGGGUGCUAGUGCUAGAAAGUCGGUUGACUGGAUCGGUGGAGCUUUGAUUACGGUCGGUCUCCUGGCUCUCAUGUUGGCACUCACUGAGGGCAACGUCGUUGGCUGGAAGACUCCUUGGAUCUCGGUUCUCGUCGUCGUCUCAUUCAUCAUUAUGGGAGUCUUCUGGUUCUGGCAGCGUCAUCUUGAGUUCAAGACAAAUCGCCUUCCGCUUAUGAAGACCUCCAUCUUCCACAGCGGGAAGUUCUGUGCCGCGCUCGCCAUCAUGGCCAUGUUCUUCGCCUCAUUCAACAACUUCCUCAUAUUCGCGACCUACUUCUACCAGGACUACCAGGCUAAGUCCAUCCUCACAACCACGCUUUACUUCCUUCCCACCGGUAUUGGCGGAAUCAUGGUGGCCUGGGCAGCUGCGCUUCUCAUUUCACGUGUGCCAACGUAUAUACUCCUCGUGUGCGGCAACGUCUCCGUCUCCAUCGCGUGCUUGCUCUUCGCGACACCGAUACCCCCGAGCACAUCAUACUUCGCCUACGGACUACCUGCUAUGAUCCUAUCAGUCAUCGGCGCGGAUAUGGCAUGGCCCACCCUCAUCCUAUUUGUCUCCAAGGCCGUGCCCCAGGAAGACCAGGCUCUUGGCGGCGCGCUCGUCAACUCUGUGGGGCAAGUUGGCCGGUCCAUCGGCCUGGCCAUCUCCACAGCCGUCCAGACAACCAUCAUGGCCAAGGCCAGGGGUGUAUCGGUCGAGGAAGCGGGUCCAGUGUUGGAGUGGGACCAGCCGUCGUUGGACGGACUGCGGGCCGCCAACUGGAUGAACUUUGCGCUCGGGAUCACGUCUCUUACGAUUGUGGUGGUAUUUUUCCGUAGCUCAGAGAUUGUCGGCAGGGCCGAGCCGUCUGAGGCUAAAAGAUCAGAGGCCGAGGGUGCCGUCGUGAAUGGGGAUGAUGCGGACAUUGAGAAGAGAUAG